AUGUGCAGAGAAGAGGGGGGAGGGAGCAGGCAGACGACAUUCUGGUCAAGACCAAUGGUAUUCUUCGACAAAUCGGCAGCUUGGCAGCUACUCACUAUCGUCACCCCACCUUCGAAGACCACUGCGGAGCUUCUGUGGUCUCCCUUUGUUAACAGCAAAGUGUCGCUGAUGACCCAUCCCCCUGGCAUCCACUAUGCGGGAGGUAGUGAGCCGAUAACGGCGGCGCUCGAAAUGCAUGAAGAUGUCGCAUUGUUUGCCAUGCAACAGAACGACCGGAAUCGCUUCGGCCAGCGAAUAGUCUAUUCACUGAACACUGGUAAUGAUUAUGCAUUGUUCUUUGGCUGCGCUAUCAUCCGGAAUUUCAAACCCCUCGUUCUCGACUCCUUGGGGUACCACGACGGUACCUUCGGUACCGAGGGCUGGCAGUUCAAUUCCCCGGAAUUACUGACACUUAGCUACAGCUAUGCGCCUGUGGUGGCACCACCUGGUGAUGCUUCUGGAUCGGAAUGUUGGGACAUGGAGAAAUGGAUGAAUGAGGUCCUCCCUCUCCUACGGGGCUCCCACGUCGAGACUCUGACAAACAAAAGGUCGGCGACGAAGUUUUCGCACCGUUCCGCGACUUCUGCCUGGUGCUGGGUCCGCAACUUUAAGUUCGGAAAUGAUGUUGUACAUCAGGAGAACCAGAAGUUUUCUGAGAUGCUGAGUCAGUGCUUCCAGCACGUCCAUUCGGCUUCAACGGGUGUUCUCAGCAAGUCAGCACUCUUGCAUGAAUGCGGCUUUGCUCACACUGGAAUACCUACAUUCACCUUCAGUGGUAUCUGA
Molecule: messenger RNA, 822 nt
Organism: Postia placenta MAD-698-R-SB12
Lineage: Eukaryota; Fungi; Basidiomycota; Agaricomycetes; Polyporales; Adustoporiaceae
Exons: 8
Coding region: 1-822 (273 amino acids)
Source: RefSeq, a predicted model, not a curated record